AUGUACCUCGUAUUUCAAUUGCAAUUCUUGAGCGAUUGGCUUUUUUGGGAUGAGUUCAUUUGUUGUUGUAUUUUAAGCUUGAACUCAAUCAACACAGUGUUAUCGCCUCUUGAAGAAUAUGCCCCUAUUAUCUUUAAACAUGAUACUCUUGCUCAUGUGAUUUCUCUUGAUAUGAUGUCUGGCAAGGUGUUAACAGGAAGAUCGUGUAAACCUUCUGCUGUUUUGAUGUUUAUGUUAUAUGAUCGUACCCUCUUUAUUUGACUCCAAAAACCAAGACUAUGUUUAUCUAUGUAAAGAUUCAAGGUCUCAAACUUGAUGCUUUUUAUGUUUAAAAUCUAUCCAACCAUAUUAGUUUUUUAAUCUCCAAAAUGUACUUAUUCGGUC
Lactuca virosa is the source of this 384-nucleotide messenger RNA. Lineage: Eukaryota; Viridiplantae; Streptophyta; Magnoliopsida; Asterales; Asteraceae. The record is from the annotation of a GenBank genome assembly.